CGCCCCUUCCCGCGCAGCAUGGAGGGGCCCGAGGAGAAGGCCAAGUGGAUGGAGGAGGCCAUGCGCAUGGCCAAAGAUGCCCUAGAAAAUAUUGAAGUUCCUGUUGGCUGCCUUAUGGUCUAUAACAAUGAAGUUGUGGGGAAAGGAAGAAAUGAAGUUAAUCAAACCAAAAAUGCUACUCGACAUGCAGAAAUGGUAGCCAUCGACCAAGUCCUAGAUUGGUGCCAUCAAAAUGGCAAGAGUCCAUCUGACGUAUUGGAACACACUGUUCUGUAUGUCACCGUGGAACCCUGUAUCAUGUGUGCAGCUGCUCUGCGCCUGAUGAAAAUCCCACUGGUUGUGUAUGGCUGUCAGAAUGAACGCUUUGGUGGUUGUGGCUCCAUUCUAAAUAUUGCUUCUGCCGAUUUACCCAACACGGGAACACCGUUUCAGUGCAUUCCUGGAUAUCGGGCCGAGGAAGCAGUGGAAAUGUUAAAGACCUUCUAUAAACAAGAGAAUCCAAAUGCACCCAAAUCAAAAGUUCGGAAAAAGGAAAACCGGAAAUCUUGACGUUACUCUUAUGGAAGACUGAGGAUGAAAUUCAUAACUUUAUAUAUUGUCCUCAACCCAUGAGAAGGGGUUCUCCCUUUAUAUGCUCUGUGAAGAGAACAAAUGACAUUUUUGUAUGGUCUAUCAAUUGUCAACUACCAUCUGCCCUUCUACACAAUGAAAGAAUGUUUCAAGAAGGGAAGUUUUAGAAAUCAGCAAACA
Messenger RNA from Suncus etruscus (white-toothed pygmy shrew), 750 nucleotides. RefSeq names its product adenosine deaminase tRNA specific 2 (gene ADAT2). The record is from RefSeq and is a predicted model, not a curated record. NCBI's taxonomy places the organism in Eukaryota, Metazoa, Chordata, Mammalia, Eulipotyphla, Soricidae. The coding region runs from base 19 to 549 and encodes 176 amino acids. Gene Ontology annotation, biological process: tRNA wobble adenosine to inosine editing. Gene Ontology annotation, cellular component: nucleus; cytoplasm. The transcript is spliced from 6 exons. Gene Ontology annotation, molecular function: zinc ion binding; tRNA-specific adenosine-34 deaminase activity.